Capsicum annuum is the source of this 1782-nucleotide messenger RNA. Its product is annotated as transcription factor HHO6. Lineage: Eukaryota; Viridiplantae; Streptophyta; Magnoliopsida; Solanales; Solanaceae. Bases 310 to 1533 code for a protein of 407 amino acids. Gene Ontology annotation, biological process: regulation of DNA-templated transcription. Gene Ontology annotation, molecular function: DNA-binding transcription factor activity; DNA binding. The transcript is spliced from 5 exons. The record is from RefSeq and is a predicted model, not a curated record.
AAAAUAUGCGACGACGCGAAAUAUAUACUCUGAGUAUAUAUAUAUAUAUAUAUAUAUAUAUACCCCUCCCUUCUCUUCCUUUCUUUUCUGUCAAAACCCGCAAACGUUGUUUAACAGAAUCUUCUCCUCCUUCUUACCCCCCCACCCCCCUUCUCCCCCCCCCCCCCCCCACCCCUCUAUAUAUAUAGAUUCGUUGUCUUUCUCUUUUCUUCCUAAUUUUCAUAUUUGGGGUUCCAUUUCUUAUUGAUUGUGAAAGUAACUGAAGCAAUAUUUAUAGAUAAAGAUCUAGCUAGUUGAAGAUCUGGUGAAAUGGGUUCGAUCCCACCUGAAUUGAGCUUAGAUUGUAGACCAAGUUUUGUUCCUGAAUCCGUUACUGAUUUUCUUAGAAAAGUUUCUUUGAUCCGUCAUAUACCUGAUAAACUAGCACAGAUUGAUGAUUAUAUAUCCAGACUUGAUGAUGAAAUGAGGAAAAUUGAAGCCUUUAAACGCGAGCUUCCUCUUUCUGUUCUUCUUGUUAAAGACGCUAUUGGAACUUUGAGAGAAGAAUCAAUGCAAUAUAGAAAAUCAAGAAAAGAACCAGUAUUGGAAGAGUUUAUUCCACUGAAGAAGAGUUUGGAUGAAGAUACUAAAGCUGAAAUCACGGCUAAAGAUAAGGACAGUAGAGAAAAGAUGAGUUGGAUGAGCUCUGUGCAGCUCUGGAACAGUGAAUCUCACUGUGAAAAGACCGAUGAAGUGAAUAAUAAGCAGCCAUCUAAAUCAGAAUUGAAAGUGGAUACUCGGAAAUCCCUUGAAGAAGAAGGGCAUAGUUCAAUAACUGAAGAUCCAUUCCGGUCGUAUAAAACCAUGAAUGUGGGAAAGGCAUUUUCACCUUUCAAGGGGUUUUCAGUGGCAGCAGUUAGGAAGGACAAUAAAGAUGAGCUACCAGGAGUAACAGGAUUAUCGCUUCAUACUCCUGGAAUUGCGAAGCUGAGGGAGGAUACUGUGACUAGUGGUUUGAAUUCAAAACACAAUGGUAGCAGAGGUGGAUUAUCUAGUGCAGCAGGUUGCCAAUCAAAUAUAAGGACUGGAUCACUGGCUCAGCAGCAGUCUGCUAGAAAGCAAAGAAGAUGCUGGUCACCAGAACUGCAUAGGCGAUUUGUCGAUGCACUCCAACAACUUGGGGGUUCACAAGUUGCAACUCCUAAGCAGAUUAGAGAGCUCAUGCAAGUGGAUGGCCUAACAAAUGAUGAAGUAAAGAGUCAUUUGCAGAAAUAUCGGCUUCAUACACGAAGGGUUCCAAAUUCACAGACCCAACCAGCAAAUAAGUCUGGCGUGGCUCUGGGAAAUUUAUGGAUGUCCCAAGGCCAAUACGUGGAAUCCUCAAAGCGCAGUAGUUCUCAAUCUGGUUCCCCUCCCGGUCCUCUACACUUGGCUGUGAGUUGUGGCGGUACUUCCACGACUGUGGGUGAUAGCAUGGAAGAAGAAGAUGAUGUAAAAUCUGAGAAUCACAGCUGGAAAAACCAUGUUCACACCUCUGGAAAGAUUGAUGUAUAGAUCUCCACCAUGAAUUUUGCAGAUAAGAUUAUAUACAUUGGAGGAAUUAACUACCAUAAAUCGAUACCCUAUAUACUUAUUAUAUAUAAAUCUUGAGAGAGAUGUGAAAUUUUGCAGGAUUAGAUCUCCUUUUUAUGUCUGUGCAUUUCGAACCGUGUUCUAGUUAUUUGUUGUUUCAGUAUAAGGAACUUGAAUUUAAGUCCACAACACUUGAGAAAUGAAUGAGCAAUGCCUUUCUGGGAUCAAGUA